CUUCUUUACAAGCCAAAGGGUAUGGUUCCAAAAUAGAAACCGCUCUCCUCUCUUCUCACAAAAAAAGCAAAACCAUAACAAAUAAACAGCCAAAAAUUUGAUUCCCAGUUUCGCACACAUACAUACGCAGCGCUCUAAGGAGAUUUUUCAUCUUUGUAAACAAUGGCGAAUGAUUCCGGUAACAAUCAACCGCCGUCGACAGCAGCGGCGGCGGUGUCACAAUCGCCAUCAUCUACGCCGGAUUCGUAUAUCGGAAGUUUCAUAAGUCUGACAUCGAAGUCCGAGAUUCGUUAUGAAGGGGUGCUGGACUUUCUAAAUACUAAGGACUCUUCCCUUGGCUUGAAGAACGUGAGAUCAUAUGGAACUGAGGGGCGUAAGAAAGACGGUCCGCAGAUUCCUCCAAAUGAUAAAGUUUUUGAAUUCAUUUUGUUUCGUGGGAGUGAUAUUAAGGAUUUGCAAGUAAAAUCCUCGCCAUCUCCUCAAGUGGAAGAAUCGUUGGAUAAUGAUCCUGCAAUUAUUCAGUCACGCUAUGCUGGAGUCUCCCCAAGCUCUUCAAAAUCGGUGUCACUUAAUGGUGGAUCUUUUACUGAAUAUGGCUCUUACAAGGGACCUGCUUCCUUGAAUAGUGUGCCACCUUUGCAUCAAUCGGUAAACCAGACUGAAUAUGGCGCUUCUCAGGCAACUCAAUCCAACAUGGGUUCUUAUGCAGCUCCCUCUUACCAGCAAAGAUACAGUGAACCCGCUAGCAGUCACCAUGCUCCACAAAAUUCUCUUCCACCUUCUGCUUCACAUGUGAUGAUGCAGGAUUUGAAGCAGGCUUACCCACUCCAAGGCCCUGAACAUUUCACUUCAGCUGUUCUACCAAAAAGCGUAGCUCCAGGGCCUGUGGUUACCACUGCAAAUUCUUUAUCUUUAACUAGCAGACAAGGUCUUGCACCACAGCAACUUCCUAUGGCUCCCACUACUAACAUUGUAUCUCCCUUAUUAUCUGUAACCUCUUCCAUGUCUUCUUAUGCAUAUACUCCUGCAUUUCCCCAAUCUAGUCAAACUGUGGGCAACUCUGGUGCCCCAAUCUUUUCUAGAAUAGGGUCUAAUGCUUCACCUUUAUAUCCUGUAUCCCCAGUUGUAGAUUCCUCAUCAGGUGUCUUUCCACAACAACCCCCCAGAUUGCUAACUCCGGAUCAGUUAUCUCUACCUAGUUUUUCUGGGCAAUUAUAUUUAGAUCAGAAGGACCUUGGUGUUCUCAGCUCAGAACCUCAGAAUCCCUCGUUAUCAUUUACUACUUCAGCAGUCCAAGCGCCAUUGCUGCCACUGCCACCUGCUGCAAAGAAGUUGCAAUCAUCUUCAGAGUUUACCGAAGAGUUUGAUUUUGUUGCAAUGAAUGAGAAGUUCAACAAAGAUGAGGUGUGGGGUUAUCUAGGAAAAGCAAAGCAAACAGCUAAAAAGAUGGAAGGUGUGGAUAUUGCUUUGGUCAAUGAGGACAAGGGGAAUGAAGUAGAUCAUGGCUUGGAGUCUAAUGCCGAUCCCAAACCUGCCUAUAAUAAGGAUGACUUCUUUGAUAAUAUAUCCCGCAAUACAGUUGCUCGUGGAGGUAGGAAUGGACAGAAUCGCAUUUCUCAGAGGAUGAGGCAGGAUAGUGAGACUUUCGGUAACCAUCAACAAAGGCCUUAUGCGAAUGGUGGCUAUGGGCCUGGGCCUGGUGUCUUUGGGCCUGGGCAUGGUGGCUAUGGGCCUGGACAUGGUGGGCACCGUGGUGCAUAUGGCUAUGGGCCUGGAAAUGGUGGGCACCGUGGUGCAUAUGGCUAUGGUUGGGGAAGGGGGUUUAAUAACUAUGGCGGUAGGGGCCGUGGAGGAGCGCACAUGAGGAUGUAAUAUAUUCAUUGGAGUUCUGCAUGAUGUCUGGUUAUGUUGUUUUCUGCAGUAUUCAACGCAAUGGCAGAGCAAAUCUCCCGCUAGUUUGACAUUUGCCGAGGAGUUCUUUACCAAAUGUUACCAAACUACCAAUUACUACAGUUGCACGUGUAUUUGGUAUUGUCAUUCAUGGCUGGUUCAAUUUUUUUUUGGUCCAGCGAGCCAGGUUUUUCUACAUGCUUUACACAACUAUUGCCAUCGUGUAUGGAUACCCCGGUGGAGAUUAGAGUUUUUCAAUCAGUUCACUUGUUAUCUCGUCAGAUGAAGAUUUUAUGUGUAAGUUGUCUGUUAGUUUCUUUUAUCUCAAAUUAGACUGAGGAAAUGAACUUGUCUUCUCUUCAGUAUUUAAAAACAUAAGUAGACACUUUUGUAUAAAUAAUUACAUAUAUAUGGUCGUAUUCAGUGAAUACGAACAGGAUUCUUGGAGAGGAA
Solanum pennellii is the source of this 2343-nucleotide messenger RNA. Its product is annotated as protein decapping 5-like. Gene Ontology annotation, biological process: P-body assembly; cytoplasmic stress granule assembly. Gene Ontology annotation, molecular function: mRNA binding. The coding region runs from base 163 to 1872 and encodes 569 amino acids. The record is from RefSeq and is a predicted model, not a curated record. NCBI's taxonomy places the organism in Eukaryota, Viridiplantae, Streptophyta, Magnoliopsida, Solanales, Solanaceae. Gene Ontology annotation, cellular component: P-body. The transcript has 7 exons.